AUGGCCCUUAGCGACCAUUCUCUACUCGACACGGUAGUCCGGGACGAGAUAGAACAUCCACUGCCCCAGAAAACUUCCGAUGAUCGAACAAUAUACCUUUCGCGCAAUAACUCCGGCUUCCAAGUCGAUAGCCUAGGCAGACCAGUGAUCACAGAUUUUGGGCUUGCGGUUUAUGGAGACAAGGGCCCUUAUAAUCAUCCUAUUCAGCCAAAUGGUUUUCGAGCCCCGGAGGUGAUCAUUGGGGCCACUUGGGACUACAGUGUGGAUAUCUGGAACCUGGGCGCAUUGAUCUGGGAACUACUUUGCGGGACCGGUCCUUUCGAUUAUUCAACAUCCUCGGGCUCGUCCUACCGCGAGGAAAAGCACCUCGCGUCCAUUAUUUCCUUGAUCGGGCCUCCGCCAGAAGAUAUGCUCAAGCGAGGAAGUCAAAGUCCACGAUAUUUCGAUACCGAUGGGCUCUUUAGGUUCCCCAAUCUCGUGCCUUCGGAACGGGGUCUUGAGCAAAGUCUCACGGUCAUUGAAGGGGACGAGAAGCAAAUGUUUUUGAAUUUUAUUUCGAGACUGCUGCAAUGGCGCCCAGAGGAUCGAGCAACCGCAGAGGAACUACUCUCCGAUCCCUGGCUUGAGGGAUAA
Aspergillus melleus is the source of this 633-nucleotide messenger RNA. RefSeq lists its product as uncharacterized. NCBI's taxonomy places the organism in Eukaryota, Fungi, Ascomycota, Eurotiomycetes, Eurotiales, Aspergillaceae. Gene Ontology annotation, biological process: regulation of mRNA processing; spliceosomal complex assembly; protein phosphorylation. Bases 1 to 633 code for a protein of 210 amino acids. The transcript has 3 exons. Gene Ontology annotation, molecular function: ATP binding; protein kinase activity. The record is from RefSeq and is a predicted model, not a curated record.